CUUAGCACUAGCAGCUCAUGCAGAAGAUCCCUGGGAGGAGGUUCCUUAAUGGGGCAAGCUCUGUUGCUUCUCUGUUUACUCAGCAGGGCAGGAAGGGAACAAACCAGGAUGCUAUGAUUGUUUGGGAGAAUUUUUGUUCCAGAACGGAUACGAUUUUUUGUGGGGUUUUUGAUGGGCAUGGACCAUUUGGCCAUAUGGUUGCAAGAAGGGUGAGAGAUUCUCUUCCUUUGAAGCUUAGCGCACACUUGGAAUCAAAUUCUCGGAACCACUACUUUGUGAGUGAGAACAGCAUCAGCACAAUAGGAAACUUAACUUCAGAAGAAACAUUGUCUAUUUGCUUAGAUGAGGAAUCAAGGAAUUCUGCUGAUCUAGAUGAGGAUAGGGAUCCAGACUUAUUCUCAAUACUGAAGGAGUCAUUUCUGAAGGCUUUUAAAGUGAUGGACAAAGAACUAAAACUCCACCCAAAUAUUGAUUGCUUUUGCAGUGGUACAACUGCUGUCACCUUGAUCAAGCAGGGUCAAGAUCUUGUAAUUGGAAAUGUUGGAGAUUCAAGAGCAGUACUUGGGACUAGAGAUCAAAAUGACUGUCUGAUUGCCGUUCAGUUGACUGUGGACCUCAAACCGAAUCUUCCCAAGGAAGAAGAAAGAAUCAAGCAGUGUAGAGGUCGAGUUUUUGCUCUUCGAGAUGAACCUGAUGUGGCUCGGGUUUGGCUACCGCACAAUGAUUCCCCUGGCCUGGCUAUGGCUCGGGCACUUGGAGAUUUUUGUCUCAAGGACUAUGGACUGAUUUCGGUGCCAGAAGUCUCUUAUAGACGGCUCACUGAAAAAGAUGAGUUCAUUGUGUUAGCUACCGAUGGGGUAUGGGAUGUACUUUCAAACAAAGAAGUGGUAGACAUAGUAGCGUCAGCUUCCAGUCGUUCAUCUGCUGCUCGUUCCCUUGUGGAGUCAGCUGUUCAUUGCUGGAGGCACAAAUAUCCGACCUCCAAAAUCGACGACUGUGCAGUAGUAUGCCUCUUUCUUACCAACAACUCUGAAUUUAAUGCUGCUUCUGCAUCAGCUAAUGACAUCUCUUCUAGUAUCGCAAAUAAUGAAAAUCAUGUAGAAGAUGCUAGCAUCAACAAUAGCAAGAAGAUACCUGAAAACCUUGUAGAAGACAGUAAGAGAACAGGUAAAGGGAAAGGGGAGAAGGAAUUCUUAAAGGAUCAGUUAAUGGAGGGAGAUGAGUGGUCUGCUUUAGAGGGAGUUUCUCGGGUGAACACCAUGUUGACUCUGCCAAGGUUUAAUACUGCAGCAGGGAAGUCCAAGUCUAAGAAAUCAGUCUGAUUGUCGACAUAUAUAUAUAUAUGAGAAAAAUGAGUAUGUUCGGUACCAAGCACAAAUUUUGUGCUAGGUAGUGAGGUGUCCUAUUCCCAUUCACUAAUUCUAAUUUCCAACCGCUCGCCAACCCAUGUGAAUGUGAACCCGAUUUCAAUGAGUGGAGGAGAAUAUAUUACCUCACUACAAAGCAUAAAAACUUGUGCUUGGUACCAAGCAUAUUCAUCUCUCUCUCUCUCGCUCUCUCUCUCUCUCUCUCUCUAUAUAUAUAUAUAUAUAUAUAUGAUUGGGAACAUAGCAGGGCUUUUUAUUAGCAUGUCCGAGUGUUCUCUCUCCGUUUGUUCAUUUAUAUUUAUUGGCUCUUCUUUGUCCCCAGCGUGAGUAGGAUUGGAGUUUUUGUAAAAAUCCAACUCGGGUUAGCUUGAUUUGCUGUUGAUUAUUGUUGUCAUUGUUAGUUGCUGUUAUGUUGAUAAUUGUCAUUAUGGCAAAUAAAUUAUUUUCAACUUCUGAUUUUGUAUCCUUUUGUUACCUGAAAGACUCUUGCAAUCUAUGUUCAAACAUGUA
Asparagus officinalis (garden asparagus) is the source of this 1877-nucleotide messenger RNA. RefSeq names its product probable protein phosphatase 2C 33. The transcript is spliced from 5 exons. The record is from RefSeq and is a predicted model, not a curated record. Gene Ontology annotation, molecular function: protein serine/threonine phosphatase activity. The coding region runs from base 18 to 1322 and encodes 434 amino acids. NCBI's taxonomy places the organism in Eukaryota, Viridiplantae, Streptophyta, Magnoliopsida, Asparagales, Asparagaceae. Gene Ontology annotation, biological process: protein dephosphorylation.